AUGGACUCCAAACUUUCCACUAUAGCCAAGGUCUCAGGGAAAACGUUCGACUUCGUCAUAAUCGGUGGGUCCUGCGCUUCAACUGCUGGCCUUGCCCUUGCCGCACGUCUGAGCGAGAACUGCGGAGUUUCUGUCGCCGUUCUCGAAGCAGGAAAGGCGCACCUCGAUGAUGAACUCGUCCUAACUGUGCAAGGAUGGCAGCGGCAGUUCAUGAAUCCCGAGUACGAUUGGAAAUUCCCGACGGUUCCUCAGCAGAAUGCAAAGGGCAAGACCCUGCUCUGGAGCCGCGGAAAGGGCCUGGGUGGGAGCUCGGCCAUGAACUUCCUCAUGUGGAGCCGGCCGCAGCGGGAAGACGUCGACGCCUUCGAGGCCCUUGGUAACCCCGAUUGGAACUGGGAGCGGUUCUAUGAAUACUCCAAAAAGACAGAGAAGUUCUGUCCGCCAUCGGAGACGAGCACCGACGACCUCUACAACAAAGAUGCAGUAGGGUCCAACGGCCCGCUAUCGAUAUCAUUUGCGCGAACCACCUCCAAUGCCGAGCUCCCGUUUAGGAAGAGCCUACGGGACAGCGGCAUCACCCUUAGCAAUGACGCAUUGAGCGGCAGUGUCCUGGGAGCAUGGAAGACCGCCUCCGUGAUCGACCCUGUCACGAACACUCGCAGCUACGCCACCAACGCAUACCUGUUACCCGCUGUCGACCGUCCGAAUCUGCACGUCCUCACCGAGGCGUAUGUCACGAAGAUAAUCACGUCGAAAUCGGCAACGGGCGAAGUCGUUGCGUCUGGCGUCGAGUUCCAGCAUGAUGGGACUACGCACAUCGUGCACGUCGCGAAGGAAGCCAUACUCUCGGCCGGAGCGAUCAAGUCUCCUCAGAUUCUCGAGCUGAGCGGUAUCGGAGACCGCAGCGUACUCGAGCCUCUCGGCGUGCAAGUGCAGUUUGUCCUCCCGAGCGUUGGCACCAAUGUGCAAGAGCACAUUACGCACAAUGCUAUGGCUUUCCUUAUGCACGAGGAGCGCGGCAUCGUCACCAGCGACCUCUUGCGCGACCCCGCAUUCCUAGCCAAUUUCGUCAACGCCAACCCCGACUUCAAGGGACUGGCUUUCACCGGCCUCAACUUUGUAUCUCUCCAGAGCAUCUCAAGCCGCGCAGACGAGAUCAUCCGCGAGCUCGAAGCCAAGUUCGCACUUGAGGCCGCGUCGUACCCUCCGGGCCUCAAGGAGCAGUAUGAGCAGCAGCUCAAACACCUCAAGGACCCGAACGUGCCCGACGUCGAGAUCAUGGUUACCCCGUUCUCGUUCAACCCUACCCCUGCCACCAAGCCCAUCAUCGCGAUCCUCCCCACGCUCAUUCACCCCUUCUCCCGUGGCACCAUCCAUGCGGCCUCCGCGGACCCCACCGCUCCGCCGGCGAUCGACCCACACUACUUCGCGCACGAUGCGGACCUCGCCAUCUUCACCGAGGCGUGGAAGUUCGCACGCAAGGUCGCGCACACGGGCGCCUUCAGCUCGCUCGUCGCCACCGAGGUCGCUCCCGGCCCCGCUGUGAAGACUGAUGAGCAGAUCAGGGAGUAUGUGCGCAACAACUUCGUGACAACUUGGCAUACGUGCGGCAGCCUCUCGAUGCUGCCGCAGGACAAGGGCGGCGUCGUGGACCCGAAGCUCAAGGUGUACGGGACGCAAAACAUCCGGGUCGUCGACCUCUCGAUCGUGCCGCUGCAGAUCACCAGCCACACCCAAGCUCUGGUGUACGCCAUCGCUGAGCAAGCCGCGGACAUCAUCAAGCACGACCACGGUCUCCACGCCUAAAUCGCCCCCGCCCCCAGCGCACCCGGGCAUAUCUGAUCCGUCAAGUCAAGUCGCAGCAGUCGUACUUCCAAGCCAUCUACAUUCUGCAUCAGCACGUCGUAGUAGUACAAAUAAAUCCAUCCAUCCAGAAACCGUGACAUAUGUAACUCGCAGAUCGCAGUCUACGUGCCAUGCCAUGAAAUACCUAGUACAAUGCGUCUACCUUCUAUCCAACUCAACUCGGACGCUGCGAUGAUGUGCCGUCUACAACAAGAUAUGAUGCGCCAGAAGCCUGAAAAUGAUGUACCUGGCAGAAGCCGCCCCGCCCAAACAGCGAUGGCUCUCCAGGCUCCGAAGUCCCGUCCCAUCCCACCCAUGAGUGCCAAUGGAGAAGCCAGGCCCCGGGGCCUCCUGCACUCGAAGAAGCCUGGGGGAUCCUCGAGCCAACCGAGCCAGCACCUCACCGCCCCCGCCGGCGGCGAUAAUGAUCCUGACCCACCCCACGGCCCGCCCUCCAGGCCCGAGGAACGAUGGAUGCAGUACCAUAUCCAGACCAGUACGGCAUCCCGCCUCUGCGAAGCUGCGAACCAUGCACCGUGCUUCGCGAAGACACGCAGUGUGGUCGCAACGGGGGCAUUUCGGCGCUUCUUCCGCGAGCAGGCCGAGCGAGAUCCCAGUGCACCGUGCAACGGCGUCCAAACGGCAUCCUAUGAUUUCGGCCGCCGGCGCUGCAGCGCAGGGAGCUGCAUCCCGGGGGACGGCUCGAGCUGGGCAGUCCUGACGGGCCCCUUCGCAUGCACCUGCACCUCCCACUCCGCCCCACUCGCCCCCGCGUCCGUGUACGGGACGACCCGCGCCCCAUUCACGUUCUCCCCGUUCGGCCGCCCCGGGCCGUGCGAGCGGGACGAGCUGCUCCUCCGGUGCUUCGGCGGCGACGAGAACGGCGCGUCGUCCAGCUCGACCGCGUCUCGGGAGGACGAGCGCGGCCGACGCGCUUUCAGUGUGGCGGGGGAGCGAUCGGCCCGGGCGCGCGGCUCCCGCCGGGCCUUGGCCGGGCCGAUGUCUUCCAUCUCAUGCUCCCAGUCGAGCUCCUCGCUCGCGCUGGACGCCGUCGCGCUCGUCGAGUCGAGCGAAAGGCGCGACGCGAGCGAGUUCGACGGUCGUACGGCGAAGAGCCCGCUUUGCGACUGCGUGAGCGCACGGAGGUGGUUCGCGGUAGACUGCAAGGAGGUCGAGAAUACAUCGAACACAUUCUGCAAGGGAGCAUCCUGCGAGCGCGCGAAGGCGACUGGUAUGGAAGGUCGGCCGGGGGCGGACCUCCGAGUCGGCAUAGUUUGAAAGCUCCCGGGGGUCAGCCCGCCUGUUCGAGGUGGAGAUGGAGGGUGCGUAGGUGGAGGAAAGUACGACAGCUGGGACGCGGGGACUUUCCGGAGAGUGUAUUCAGACGCCUCGGGCGCGGUUUGCCCGGGUUCCGAUAUGGGACCGACAUGCGAGGUGGUGGUGUCUGAGAGGUUUGGCUGAGAAUCGUCGUCUGGGAGCGCAUUCUUGAGAUGUCUCACAUGCCGCGCUUUGUCAACUGGGAUGUAGAGAGUGUUGCGGAGGUGUAUGGUGUCGGAAGUCCAAAGCUGGUUGGCCCUGCGGAGCUCAGCCAGGGAAAUGCCAUACUUCAGGGCUACGCCAGCUAGCGAGUCUGUAGGUUGAAUCUCGUGUACGAUGACCAGCAUCUCCCUAUCCUGAAUGUUUGCCUGCUCAAACAGCCCCGUGUUCCCUCGAUGUCGAUCUCCAGUCGAAAUUUCGUCCGGUGGUUCGUUCAGGCUCAGCAUUCUUCGCAUAGUCGGCCGGGUAUCAUGGUCCAGUGUGACCGAGCUCGAAGACGCAAUGCUUGGUGCCCUCAAUGGAUGCUGCUUUGCAUCCUUACGAACCAGCCACGAUGGUCCUGCCCCAGCAUCGCUGUCCAGCGUGCGCGCACGUACGUGAGAAGCACCGUCUGCGUCCCCGAGGUCUGUCUUCAUGCGACGUGUUGCCGCAUCGGAACCGUGUCUCCUCUUCGCGGGGCUCGUCUCAUUGCGCCUGACCGCAGAGGAGAAAGAGGAUGUGGAGGGUAACUGCGAAUGGCCGUUGCCCCAGACAGAUUGCAGGUCCGUGUCAUGUUCGUCGCCGUUUAAAGUAUUUCCCAAGCGAGUCAUCAGCCCCGGUUUGGACCGAGAUGCGACAGACAGCUGAACAGCGGCGACUCCAGAAAGCAGCAGGAACUGACUAGAUCGACGCCGAGCACGGUGUGUGGAAGGGUGAGUAGAGGGAGC
Molecule: messenger RNA, 4088 nt
Organism: Trametes versicolor FP-101664 SS1
Lineage: Eukaryota; Fungi; Basidiomycota; Agaricomycetes; Polyporales; Polyporaceae
Product: GMC oxidoreductase
Exons: 20
Coding region: 1-1806 (601 amino acids)
Molecular function (GO): oxidoreductase activity, acting on CH-OH group of donors; flavin adenine dinucleotide binding
Source: RefSeq, a predicted model, not a curated record